This is a messenger RNA of Glycine soja, 2392 nucleotides long. RefSeq names its product hydroxyproline O-galactosyltransferase GALT6-like. The record is from RefSeq and is a predicted model, not a curated record. The coding region runs from base 118 to 2025 and encodes 635 amino acids. Lineage: Eukaryota; Viridiplantae; Streptophyta; Magnoliopsida; Fabales; Fabaceae. Gene Ontology annotation, molecular function: galactosyltransferase activity; carbohydrate binding. Gene Ontology annotation, cellular component: Golgi membrane. The transcript has 7 exons.
UGGCAAUUUUCUGCUUUUGAAUCCCACCACCGUUUCAACUUUGAAGGUGGAUGGAAUUGGAAAGUUUGUAGCAAAAAAAAGCCGAACAGAAAGUGACCUGAAAAAAGUGCACUUGAGAUGCAUCAACCCCAACACAAUGCCAACAACAAGAACAAAAACGACGUCGUCAGGGUCACCACCAACCUGAAACGAAUUCUGAAGCCCAAAGCAGAGAUGAAAAGAGGGAGAACAGGCAAGUUCGACAAUUUGGUCGCACUGAGCAGACAACGAUCCAUUCAGAUUCUCAUCGCCAUUGCGCUCUUGUACGUCCUCUUCCUCACCCUCGAAAUCCCCUUCGUCUUCAGAACCGCCCAACAACCCACUCACACCCGCCGUCAACUCGUUCGCCGCCAAAACGGCGUCGUCUCCGCCUUGGUCCUAAACGACGCCGCGUUCGAUUCGGAGCUCUACCAAUCCGCCUGCCGCGCGGGAAAGACCGUCUGGGAGGAACUAAGAUCAGGAAGCCCGCCGGGCCCCAUUCCGAGUCCUGAGAAUCGAUCCGGGCCGUGUCCGGAAUCCGUUUCGGUGUCCGGGCCCGAGUUUCUGGGCCGCGGAAGUGUGAUGGUGAUUCCGUGUGGGCUCACGUUGGGGUCCCACGUAACGGUGGUUGGGAAGCCGUUAAGGGCGCAACGGAAGACGUGUCAGUUCGUGAUGGAGUUGCAGGGGCUGAAAACGGUGGAGGGUGAGGAACCGCCUAGGGUGAUGCAUUUCAACCCUAGGUUGAAAGGGGAUUGGAGUGGGAAGCCUGUGAUUGAACUCAACACGUGUUACCGCAUGCAUUGGGGUACUGCAUUGCGCUGUGAUGGUUGGAAAUCCAGAGCUGGUGAAGAUACUGUUGAUGGGUUGGUGAAGUGUGAGAAGUGGAUUAGGGGUGAUGAUGAUGAUAGGGAUGCAGUGGAGACCAAGGCAGCGUGGUGGUUGAAGAGAUUGAUAGGGCGGCCAAAACGAGUAACAGUUGACUGGCCAUUUCCAUUUUCUGAGAACAAGCUAUUUAUUCUUACUCUUAGUGCUGGAUUGGGGGGUUACCAUAUUAAUGUUGAUGGGAGGCAUGUCACCUCUUUUCCUUAUCACACUGGAUUUACUCUUGAGGAUGCCACUGGUCUUACUUUGAGUGGGGACAUUGAUGUCCAUUCUGUAUUUGCUGCCUCUUUGCCUUCGGUGCAUCCCAAUGUUUCUUCGCAGCAACAUCUUGAAUUUUCAACCAGAUGGCGUGCCCCGAAUCUUCCUCGCUAUGGUGUGGAAUUGUUUGUAGGGAUCCUUUCGGCUGGAAACCAUUUUGCUGAGCGGAUGGCUGUGAGGAAGUCAUGGAUGCAGCAUAGCUUUAUCAAGUCUUCUAAAGUGGUCGCUCGUUUCUUUGUAGCACUGCACCCGAGGAAGGAAAUUAAUGUGGAGUUGAAGAAGGAAGCAGAAUAUUUUGGUGAUAUUGUUAUAGUUCCUUACAUUGAUAACUAUGACCUUGUUGUGUUGAAAACAGUGGCCAUAUGUGAAUAUGGGGUUCGCACAGUUUCUGCGGAGUAUAUCAUGAAAGGUGAUGAUGACACUUUUGUAAAAGUUGAUGCUGUUAUGAAUCAAGCAAGGAAUGUUCCACGUUCUAUGAGCUUUUAUAUUGGGAACAUUAAUUACCGUCACAAACCCUUGCGCCGUGGUAAAUGGGCUGUGACAUAUAAGGAGUGGCCAGAAGAGGAAUACCCACCCUAUGCUAAUGGACCGGGUUAUGUUUUGUCUUCUGAUAUUGCACACUACAUUGUAUCUGAAUUUGAGAUGAAUAAAUUAAGGUUGUUUAAGAUGGAAGAUGUGAGUAUGGGAAUGUGGGUAGAGCAGUUUAACCGGACGAAACCGGUAAACUAUUUGCAUAGCUUCAAGUUCUGCCAAUACGGUUGUGUAGAAGGCUAUUACACAGCCCAUUACCAAUCGCCUAGGCAGAUGAUGUGCCUGUGGGACAAAUUGCAGAUGCAGACAACGCCUGAGUGCUGCAACAUGAGAUAAAGUUGAGGUAUUGGUUGCCAUUGAAUUCAGUGAGGAACAAAGUAAACAAGUUUUGCAGUCAUAGCUUAGCUUCAACAUUUUGUAUAUAUAGUGGAGCUUGGAUAGUUAAAUUAGCCCUGUGUAUAAAAUGUGGCCUUUUAAAUUUUGUUGUUUAUUUAUUCAUUUGGAAAGACAAUUCCAUUAUUUAGGUUACUCGAUUUUGUUUCGUCAUGGGAUUGAGAUUGGAAGAUCAACGUGAGGGUGGGCGGGAACUAUGGGUAGGAGGACCAUAGGUAGCGGGAACAUUUUCUUUUUUUUGAGGGAGAGCAAGAACAUGUUAAAUAUACAAGUUCUGUAUUUAUUUUAUCUUACUCUUUUUGACAUUUUA